Messenger RNA from Cornus florida, 1379 nucleotides. Its product is annotated as geranylgeranyl pyrophosphate synthase, chloroplastic-like. Gene Ontology annotation, biological process: isoprenoid biosynthetic process. Gene Ontology annotation, molecular function: geranylgeranyl diphosphate synthase activity. The coding region runs from base 42 to 1181 and encodes 379 amino acids. The record is from RefSeq and is a predicted model, not a curated record. The transcript has a single exon. Lineage: Eukaryota; Viridiplantae; Streptophyta; Magnoliopsida; Cornales; Cornaceae.
UGAUUAGGUCAACCCACACAUCCGGUGUAAAUAGAUCUAAAAUGAUGAGAUCUAUGGAUGUUGUGAAGUCAUGGGUUCAAACCUGUUCACUUCUGAAUGAGCCAAACCGAUACAGAUCUUUCAUGGGUUUAAUCUACAAUCCAUUGAAAACCAGUUUCAAUUACCCAAACUAUCAGUUUUCGCCCACACACAGUCUCACACGAAACCAACCCUUCUCUUAUUCGACCACCAUUUCUGCAAACAUUACAAAACAAGAAGCAAUUACAGAAGCAGAGAAAGCAAAAGAAGAAACCCAAUUCGAUUUCAAGGCUUACAUGGUCCAGAAGGCCAAGUCUGUCAACAAAGCUCUUGACGAGGCUGUUUCGAUCAGAGACCCACCACAGAUCCACCAAGCCAUGCGUUACUCUCUCCUCUCCGGCGGCAAGCGCGUCUCGCCUUUGCUCUGCAUCGCCGCCUGUGAGCUCGUCGGAGGCGAGGAAUCGAAGGCAAUGCCCGCCGCUUGCGCCCUCGAGAUGAUCCACGCCAUGUCGUUGAUUCACGACGACCUCCCAUGUAUGGACAACGACGACCUCCGCCGCGGGAAGCCCACCACCCACAAGGUCUUUGGGGAGGCCGUCGCCAUCCUCGCCGCCGACUCUCUCCUCGCUUUCGCCUUCGAACAUGUUGCCACCGCCACCACUGGGGUCUCACCGGCCAGAAUUGUCAACGCAAUUGGCGAAUUGGGGAAAUCAAUCGGAGCAGAGGGAGUGGUAGCAGGGCAAGUGGUGGAUAUAUCUUCCACCGGAGUGUCCAGUGUUGGGUUAGACCAACUUGAGUUCAUUCACCUACACAAGACCGCCGCAUUGCUGGAGGCCGCAGCGGUGGUCGGGGCGAUCUUGGGUGGCGGUGGUGAUGAGGAAGCUGAGAAAUUGAGGAAGUUCGCGAGGUGUAUUGGGUUGUUGUACCAAGUGGUUGAUGACAUUCUUGAUCUCACCAAGUCGUCGAAAGAGUUGGGGAAGACUGCAGGGAAGGACUUGGUGGCUGAUAAGGUGACAUAUCCGAAGCUGAUGGGUCUCGAAAAAUCGAGGGAAUUUGCAGAGAAGCUGAACAAGGAGGCCAAGGAUCAGCUUGCAGAACUUGAUCCUCACAAAGCAGCUCCUUUGAUUGCUCUGGCUAAUUACAUUGCCCAUAGGCAAAGUUAGUGGAUUGAAGUGUUUGUUAGAUAGAUGAUGAAACUGAAAUGGGGUUUUAGCUCUAGCAUUAAUGUGUUGGAAGUUCUCCCACAAUUAUUGUUGCUUCGAUUUAUAGAGCAUCUAUAUGAGAUUUAACCCAACUUAAGGGGUUGUGAGUGUAAUUUGUUCUAUUAUUUUAUAAUUAUUUUUCUAUUUUUUAAUCAAAAA